AUGUAUUCCGAUACUUGUUGUGCUGCCUCCUUUGAUUCUUUCGAUACUUUACUCAUAUACCGGAACCAUUUCGUGGUCGGGUCAUGGCGCCGCCAUAUAUCAGACAAUCCUUCGGCGGUAUCGGCAGUGAGACAAGUCAUGUCUGGUAUAAUGGGAAUGCUCCAGGCUUCCGCGGUCUUAGCGAUACUUUGCAUCUUUCCUGCGCGCACGCGGCUAGCUCAUCCUACCAAAGCUGUCAGGCUUGAUACUCUUGGACUGUUGAAUGCUCUGUCAGUACCUCGCAUGGACUGGAAUCUGCCAAAGAAGAGCUGGCUGCUCGUCUUUUUGGCUCUUGGGCUUGGCCAUGGACCCGCUGCCUUGUGGGCCAGCGCUUUCACCCCAAUACCGACCACGCAGCUCAAGAACCUUGGCAGCGUAUUGGUUCCAAGCUUUACUGAAGCUUCAAAACAUUAUUGGGGCGAACAGUUCGAUAAGGGUCUUCGCCUGGAACAUUGCCAUACUCAGAGGCAACCAUCAUCCUUUGAAUACGUGUCCAAUUGUCCUCUACCAUAUUACCAGAAUGCAUUACUCACUACUGCCCGAGAGGCCAUAACUCCAGAUGGUGCACCUCGAAAUCAUUCACAGCUGGACAAUCCAAAGUGGACAUAUCAUGGGCGGUCUUAUGGUGUUGGCUCCUUUUUAGGGCUUGAAUCCGUCAGUGACCUUCCCAUGGACUUCCGGCUUACGGAGUACUCCUUUGAAGAGACUGGCUAUAAUGCAAGCGUACAGUGCGAUCACACCAGCCAUCCUGAUAACCUCAAGAUCGAAUACCAGAUGAAUCAAGAGAAAUGUGUGCAUCCUGUGGAAGCCGUAACCUUUGCAUGGUUCGCCGAGAGCAAUAACCAGAGACAGCAUAUGGUUGGCAUUGCAGCAACGGCUUGGUAUGGCGGAGACUUUGCUAAUUUGGAAUGCUCACUGGAAUUCAUCCCCACAAGAUCCACGGUCACAGCAAAUGUCACGAAUUCAUCGAUAACCGUCGUCAAAUCCAGCGGUAGUGCGGCAACCGACCCUGAACCAACGGGACUCCUUGUUAAUAACACUGUUACGUCCCUACACUUUCUGUCUAAGAUCAGCCCCUCUCUUUACGUCUCGGUAAUGGGCGACGCGUUUCAGUAUAACGUGAAUACCACGUACAAAUCUUCCGCUUACGGUAACCUGACUCGCCGCGAAGCCGGACUCAGAGCCACCGAAGCUUCAUUCGAGGCCACCCUCGACGAUAUCCUCGGAAUCUACGGAAGUGGUCAGAUCGCCAUAGCCAAUGAAGACAACAAGCACGACCAUCGCAGGCACCUUCGGACGAGAUUCUGGCGCCAUCUGCCGCAAUACGAUAUCUUGGAUUUCAAAAGUACUGUCACCGCAGCGUCUCUUGGUGGUAACGACAUCUCCAAAAAGGUUCAGCGACAACGAGGGGAAGGCGAUAAGUGGACUGCUGAUGCCGCAGAUCGAAUGCUCGGCGAUAUUAGAGUUUGCUUGCGUCAAGGCGACUUCGAAGAGCCUAAGAUAAUCCUUGAUGAAGGUCUUCUAAUGCAGGACGAAGCUGACGGAGGUGGCACAGAGAUGGACGAUGGGAUGGCCCCCUUGGAGACAGAGCCAUACACUGGUGCCCCUGCAGCGUGGAGUCCGAUUGGACAGCACAAUGAGUGUUCAUCGGGACAACGGAAGACGUCAUGA
Molecule: messenger RNA, 1710 nt
Organism: Letharia columbiana
Lineage: Eukaryota; Fungi; Ascomycota; Lecanoromycetes; Lecanorales; Parmeliaceae
Exons: 3
Coding region: 1-1710 (569 amino acids)
Source: RefSeq, a predicted model, not a curated record